Tupaia belangeri chinensis (Chinese tree shrew) is the source of this 792-nucleotide messenger RNA. RefSeq names its product histone H2A type 1. Gene Ontology annotation, molecular function: structural constituent of chromatin; protein heterodimerization activity; DNA binding. The transcript has a single exon. Lineage: Eukaryota; Metazoa; Chordata; Mammalia; Scandentia; Tupaiidae. The record is from RefSeq and is a predicted model, not a curated record. The coding region runs from base 1 to 381 and encodes 126 amino acids. Gene Ontology annotation, cellular component: nucleosome.
AUGUCCGGCCGUGGCAACGGCAAGGCGCGGGCCAAGGCCAAGUCCCGCUCUCCCAGGGCCGGGCUGCAGUUCCCGGUGGGCCGCGUGCACCGCCUGCUGCGCAAGGGCAACUACGCCGAGCGGGUCGGGGCCGGCGCGCCGGUCUACCUGGCGGCCGUGCUGGAGUACCUGACGGCCGAGAUCCUGGAGCUGGCGGGCAACGCGGCGCGCGACAACAAGAAGACGCGCAUCAUCCCGCGCCACCUGCAGCUGGCCAUCCGCAACGACGAGGAGCUCAACAAGCUGCUGGGCAAGGUGACGAUCGCGCAGGGCGGCGUCCUGCCCAACAUCCAGGCCGUGCUGCUGCCCAAGAAGACCGAGAGCCACCACAAGGCCAAGUAGAAAUGGAUGUUUGGAGGCUCAAAAACAAAGGCUCUUUUCAGAGCCACUUAAACAGUCAAAAAAGGCGGCACGUUUUUUAAGCAUUUACUUCCGGGACGUUGUUCUUGAAGUGAUCAGGGCCAAUGAUGUAGAAGCUUAGGACCUUACUUAACCUGUCUCCUAUUCGAUCUAAGCUCCCUCAGGUCUUUGUACAACGCUUGCACCUUACACCAAAUUACAAGAAAUUCAAACCCUUGUUUAAAUUUAAAUCAGUUUGGGGGGGGUUACCUAGAUCUUAUUUUGCUGCAGAGGAACCAACAGAUGCAUAAUGGUUGUGUCGCUUGACUCCCAGAGUCUAACACAACUGGAGUCCUAGACCCAGUUGCUUCAAGCAUGCCUUGUGUGUGUGCCUAAAAUCCCGAGUGAAGAAAA